Molecule: messenger RNA, 4322 nt
Organism: Melitaea cinxia (Glanville fritillary)
Lineage: Eukaryota; Metazoa; Arthropoda; Insecta; Lepidoptera; Nymphalidae
Product: synaptosomal-associated protein 25-like
Exons: 9
Coding region: 352-987 (211 amino acids)
Biological process (GO): synaptic vesicle priming; synaptic vesicle fusion to presynaptic active zone membrane; exocytosis
Cellular component (GO): plasma membrane; SNARE complex
Molecular function (GO): SNAP receptor activity; syntaxin binding
Source: RefSeq, a predicted model, not a curated record
GUAUUCCACAGUAAUAACAACAAUAAUUUUGCAAUUAAAAUUAAUAACUUUAUAUUUUACAGUUUUGUCCUAAACAUAUUUCUUAGAUCAAUUAUAGCGGUUAUACGCUUUCUGUACUUCUAAAAAUCCACAAAGUAAUACGCGCAUGACAAUGACAGCGAAAUUCAAUGCGCAUAGUCAAAACAUUGCGCAUUUUGUUGGCUAACCUCUUCCAGUCGAUCGACCGAGGUUCCGUAGCAAAGAAGAGAAAGUCUUUCACUUCAUAAUUGUGUUGUAUUUUGGUGCUUAGUGUGUGCUGGGUGAUAUCAACGGGAUUUGGUUUAAGUUAAGUGCCAGACACAAAACUACAAGAUGCCUUCCGCACCACCUCCGGCAGAGAAUGGCGCGCCGCGCAGCGAACUCGAGCAGCUGCAAUUACGCGCGGGCCAGGUGACCGAUGAGUCUCUGGAGUCCACCCGGCGUAUGAUGCAGCUAUGCGAGGAGAGUCACGAGGUGGGCAUGAAAACCCUGGUCAUGCUGGAUGAACAGGGCGAACAAUUGGACAGGAUCGAGGAGGGAAUGGACCAGAUUAACGCGGAUAUGCGUGAAGCCGAGAAGAAUCUCUCGGGUAUGGAGAAAUGUUGCGGAAUUUGCGUACUUCCAUGUAACAAAGGAGCAUCGUUCAAGGAGGACGACGGUACAUGGAAGGGCAAUGAUGACGGGAAGGUCGUCAACAACCAGCCACAGCGAGUGAUGGACGAACGCAACGGCAUCGGUCCGCAGGCCGGAUACAUCGGGAGGAUAACAAACGAUGCCCGCGAAGACGAAAUGGAAGAGAACAUGGGACAAGUGAACACGAUGAUAGGUAAUCUGCGCAAUAUGGCCAUCGACAUGGGUUCCGAACUCGAGAACCAGAACCGCCAGAUCGACCGUAUCAACCGCAAGGGUGAAUCCAAUGAAACAAGGAUAACGCUCGCCAACCAGCGCGCACACGAGCUCCUCAAGUAAACGACGGCAGCACACACUGUACACACGUCUCGUGGUUCGGCCGGUUGCGUAUUACUCGAAACCAUACUAAAAUCGUUAAUAAACACAACCUUUCUAGAAAAAUAUUCCUUCAAACUUAUCAUUUAAUUAUUCAUUCGUUCCUAAAAUUGCUUAUGAAUGUUUUUAAUAUAUGGCGUCAUAGACUCUACAGUUUUGUUAACGUUUUCAUUAAUUUCUAGUCAUUUAAUUUGUUUGACUUAAUCAUCAUCGCAACCGGCCAUACAUAGUUUGAGUAACAUGUGUUAACACUUAAAAAAAUAUGUGUAAUACCUCUUUAUUAUUGCUAAUGUAUCUAUCGAUAUUGUUCUUUUGCUAUUCCUCUAUGUAAUAAAAAAAAAACGCUCAACAUAAAAUAAACCAUAUUUGGUGCUCAUUUUGUGUAGACCAAUGUCUUAAAAGAAUCAUCAAAUAUACCUUAUAAAACAACCUUAAUGUAGAAGUUGAAUAUUGAGAUUUAUUAUUUUACUAAAAUGCAUUUACCUAUUGUUAAAGUAAAUAGAAAGCAAACGCUAUGUUGACAGUUAAAGAUCAUAAUAAAAUUUAAAUAAAAUCUUAUCUGUGUUGAAAUUAUUCUUAAAUAAUACAUAAAGAAUCAAUUAUAAAUGUAAUCAUUGUAGUUAUAAUUGUAAGAAAUAAUUUAUGGUUAGAUCAUCGCUAAGGAAUGAGUUGAUAUGUGAUAAUAGUUCGAAAUUAAGAAGUUAGUAUUAGAUCAUGUCUCAAAAAAUUUUGGAAUCUAAAUAAACGAUCUUUGAAACAUUUCAUAGGAGCAUUUAUGUAAUUUUUUUUGUAGUUCAAAGCUUAUAAAAGUAUUCAGCAAUAAGCCGUGUUUCUAUUUGAAAAUAUUUUUCUAUUAAUAUAUGUUAAUUCUAAUUACUUUGUCAUUCCAUUUUUAAAAUAUAGGUGUUCCUAUUUGUGCAUAUCUUAAAACCAUAUCUGCUUCUAUGAACUGACGGACUUCAGAAUUAUGUAUAACUAGCAAUUAUUAACAAAUAACCGUAGGAAAAUAUUGAAAGUAUAUAAUUUGAACAAUGGUAAACUUUUUAUUUUUACAACAUCUAUUUAUUUCGUAUUAUUUUGUAUUUAAAUUAAUAAAUAAAUAAAGACUAGUACAUUAAUACUUUAAGUAAUAAACCAAGUAGAGUCAUUACAAUUGCAGAAUAAAUAUCUGGCAAAAUUGGUUAUUAGGUAUCAAAUUAAACUUGUAAUCUUUCAGUACCUAAUAAUUUUUACAACAUAUAACAUAAUGCAUAUCUAAAUUUUCCAAUAACCUAAACCACGAGACAGACACAAACACAAACACACAGGUCUGCGUCGUGUAACGGUGAGAGCAAUGAAACACGCAUAGCUGUAGCGAACCAGCGAGCGAAUAAGCUGCUCAAAUCUUAAGGAACUCGUCGAAAGUCCUAGCAAAUUAUUGAAAGUUUGAAGAAAUGGUGUUGCCCUAUUCAUGAUUUCCCCUUCCAUGUAACAACGAAUUCCGGCUGUACGCAAACGAUAAUAAAAUUAUUGAUAUUAUAUAAUUCGCGAUAUGUAAGAAUUAAUCUUUAUUUUUUGGUCUAGAAAAUUUUAUGGCAACAUCUUUCUGCGCAUUUUUUUUUGUGUUAACAUAGCAAAUACGGUUAUAUAAAAAAAAUGCAAUAAAUAAUUUAAAGCAAUGAAAUAUCUGUAAUACUUGUACCUUGGUUGUAAGCGUAUGAUAAUUUGAAAGAAUAACCGUUUUUGUCAUACGUUUUGGUAGACCGCACCAAAACAAAUUAUUUUGCACAUGUUUUUACUUUACGCAAUGUGCCAAAGUUCCUUUCCUUUGACUUUCAUCUGGAAGUGUUAAUAUUAACAAAAGUUUUAAUUCACUUAGAAACUGUUGUAAGAAAGAGUAGCUUAUGACAUAAAUUAUUUGCUCGAAACAAUAACACUGUAAAGAGGUACCAAUUUAGCUCAAAUAUAGUCAGUAUAUUUUCGAUAGAUAAAAAAUAGAUAACCUCGGCAAGAUUCGAUGAUAUUUUCUCAAACAGCAUUUGAAGUUUUUAAAAAUAUAGAUAAUUUGAAUAUAUACAAUGAUAGUGAGAUUCUCUAACGUUUAAAAUAUUUUAGUUUUUGUAUGUAAUUUUGACGUCUUAUGUAUGAAAUAUACUUAUUUUUAUUUUGUAAUUUAAUACAAUAAUUUCUAAUUUAUUUGUAUUUAUAAUAAAAUUAACUUUAAAUAUUAAUGUAAUCAGCUUAGUUUCAAAAUUAUCCAAGUAGAUGCUUUUUUAUAAUUUUUAGAUUAAGAUUAUGGUGCCUAAUAAUAUUUUUGUAAGUUUCAUUUUAAUUCUGAGUUAUAAUGUAGCAUUCUGUAGUCUGUUCCCAUGUCCCGUAGAAUGGGUUUUAUGUCUAUGUUAUUGGCUAAUUUUACAAUAAAUAUUACAAUUUCUACUAGAAAGUUCUAUUUCGUACAACCAGUAACUAAACAGUUGUAAUGUGAUUACAGUAACAUGCAAUAGUCUAUUUAAUAGUUGAGUAUUUAAAAAAUUUAUUACUUAAAGUAUAUUGUUGUAAGUAUGAAUAAGGUGAUCGUGCUCUUUCAUUAACUGCCAUUAUUUAACAGUCAAGUAUAGCCCGUGUGAAAUUAACUAUAUAAUUAAAAAAUAUUAAUCCUUUAGCUGUACGAGGAUUACAGAUAGCUGCAGAUAAAAUAAAGAAAAAAGUUUUUAUAACGGGGUGAAUAGAUAUUUUUUCUGUUAAAAAUUGGCAGUAAAUUAAACUGAACGAUUAAUCGCCUUAUAAAGAUGUACCGGCCUUAGGAAUAAUGAUUAUAGGAAUGUUAAAAAGAAUGGCUUGACUUAUUAUACUCAUGUACAGGGGGCCACUGACCAAAGCGAACGUUUCAAAAUAUUUCCAACUUUAUUCGAAAGAGUUAAAGUUUUCAGUAUUUUGUAAAAAUUUUGACACUUCUAAUAAAUUAUAGUGGCUCUCUGUACGGGCGUUAGCAUUAAGAAUUUUCCAAAUUUUUCUCUAUGACUCUCUCGAUCAUAUUAGUUUAAGUAGCGUGCGGAAUAGCACGUUUUAUCUAAGUACAUAUUCCAGUAAUAAAAAAUGUUAACCGUAUCUUUAUUAACGUCUAGCAUUGUGUUAUAAGAUCAAUUUAUUCAAUAGAUGUGUAUACUUACCGCCUGCGCAAAUAUAUUCAUUUAUAUUCUGCCUAAUAUUGUCUAAUACAGUAUAUAGAUAAAUUAUAUCUAUUUUCUGUAUGAAUAGAAUAGUUAGCAUAAAAUGUUAAUUUCUAAUUAAAUUAUUGAUUUGUUAAAUAUACCUAUAAA